This is a messenger RNA of Salvelinus namaycush (lake trout), 4104 nucleotides long. Its product is annotated as pyruvate dehydrogenase (acetyl-transferring) kinase isozyme 2, mitochondrial-like. The transcript is spliced from 11 exons. Gene Ontology annotation, cellular component: mitochondrion. Gene Ontology annotation, molecular function: pyruvate dehydrogenase (acetyl-transferring) kinase activity. Lineage: Eukaryota; Metazoa; Chordata; Actinopteri; Salmoniformes; Salmonidae. The coding region runs from base 288 to 1499 and encodes 403 amino acids. The record is from RefSeq and is a predicted model, not a curated record. Gene Ontology annotation, biological process: protein phosphorylation; regulation of glucose metabolic process.
UUCGUGAUUUCUGAAAUAUUGUAAGUAGCUUAUUGAGCGUUUAUGAGAUGAAAAGACAUUGGGCACUGUUCGGGAAAUGUAUUGUGUUUCAUUGUAAAUGGUUUUGAAUAUGUCAAUUUAACGCCUUAAUAUUGCCCUUGGUGGCUAGCAUUGGUCAACUAGCUAACGUUAGCAAGCUUCUUCAACGUCUGCGAGACUGGAGCUUGCUGCUGAUGACAAGAAAGGGCACCCUGGCCUGACACAACAAUCCGACUGUCUAGGGACUUCAAUUUGAAUUUGUUGCAACCAUGAAGUUCACGCAAUUUUUGCUAAGGAACAGCUCCUUACCCAAACAAGCACUAGUGGAUCGGUUUUCCAAGUUCUCACCUUCGCCGCUGUCAAUGAAACAAUUCAUAGACUUUGGCUCGGCCAAUGCCUGUGAGAAGACGUCCUUUGUGUUCCUUCGUCAGGAGCUUCCUGUCCGGCUGGCCAACAUCAUGAAGGAGAUUGACUUCCUCCCUGACAAGCUUCUCAGCACCCCCUCACUACAGUUACUACAGAGCUGGUAUGCAACAAGUCUGAUGGAGCUAGUGGGCUUCCUGGAGAAAGAGCCCGAUGAUAAAAAGAUCCUGAAGAAGUUCACUGAGACGCUGGUGAACAUCAGGAACCGCCACAACAACGUGGUUCCCACCAUGGCACAGGGAGUGGUGGAGUACAAGGAUGCCUUUGGCUCCGACCCUGUGACCAAUCAGAACGUCCAGUACUUCUUGGAUCGCUUCUACAUGAGCCGCAUCUCCACACGCAUGAUCAUGAACCAGCACUCUCUCAUCUUUGAUGGAAGCGCCAACCCCGCCCAUCCCAAGCACAUUGGCACCAUCGACCCUGACUGCGAUGUGACGGAGGUGGUAAAAGAUGCCUUUGAUAGCUCCAAGAUGCUCUGUGAACAGUACUACCUGACCUCGCCAGAGAUUGACAUCACACAAGUCAACGCCAAAGGUCCUGACCAGCCUCUUCGUAUUGUCUAUGUUCCUUCCCAUCUCUACCACAUGCUGUUUGAGCUCUUCAAGAACGCCAUGAGAGCAACAGUGGAGACUCAUGAAAUGGCCCUGCAUCUCCCACCGGUCAAAGUCCGAGUCUCACUGGGCAGUGAGGACCUAACAAUCAAGAUAUCAGAUCGAGGAGGCGGAGUUCCCCUGAGGAAGAUAGAGCGUUUGUUCAGUUACAUGUACUCCACUGCCCCCAGCCCCGUCGAUAUUGACAACAGCCGCAAUGCACCACUGGCUGGUUUUGGCUACGGUCUUCCCAUCUCCCGUCUCUAUGCCAAGUACUUCCAGGGAGACCUGCAGCUCUACUCCAUGGAGGGAUAUGGGACGUCAGCUGUCAUCUACCUGAAGGCCUUGUCCUCAGAGUCUGUGGAAAGACUUCCUGUUUACAACCAGUCAGCCAUAAGGCGUUACCAGACGAGCAAUGAGGCAGAUGACUGGUGCAUGCCCAGCAAGGAUCCCAAGAAGCUGGGAUGAGAGGACAAGUUAACCAAACAGACAGAGAGAGAGAGAGAGAGCUCAGAUAAUAUGAAGAACGGAGGAGCAGGAGGAAAGAAAGAAGAGGAUGACUGAAAGGAGGAAUGGAAUGAUUCAUAAUCAGAAACUAACAGAAGGUACCCAAUUGUACCGUGUGUGUGUGUAAUAUCUGGAUUCUUCGCAAUGGAGAUUCUCAUCCAGCACUUGAAGUGGAAAAACACAUUCAUGUUGGAGGCGUUUCAAUGGCAAUACCAGGAUCUCUAUUCAAUACCAGGAUCUCUGUUCAAUACCAGGAUCUCUAUUCAAAACCAGGAUCUCUAUUCAAUACCAGGAUCUCUAUUCAAUACCAGGAUCUCUAUUCAAUACCAGGAUCUCUAUUCAAUACCAGGAUCUCUAUUCAAUACCAGGAUCUCUAUUCAAAACCAGGAUCUCUAUUCAAUACCAGGAUCUCUAUUCAAAACCAGGAUCUCUAUUCAAUACCAGGAUCUCUAUUCAAUACCAGGAUCUCUAUUCAAAACCAGGAUCUCUAUUCAAUACCAGGAUCUCUAUUCAAUACCAGGAUCUCUAUUCAAUACCAGGUUCUCUAUUCAAUACCAGGAUCUCUAUUCAAUACCAGGAUCUCUAUUCAAUACCAGGAUCUCUAUUCAAUACCAGGUUCUCUAUUCAAUACCAGGAUCUCUAUUCAAUACCAGGAUCUCUAUUCAAUACCAGGAUCUCUAUUCAAUACCAGGAUCUCUAUUCAAUACCAGGAUCUCUAUUCAAUACCAGGAUCUCUAUUCAAAACCAGGAUCUCUAUUCAAUACCAGGAUCUCUAUUCAAUACCAGGAUCUCUAUUCAAUACCAGGAUCUCUAUUCAAUACCAGGAUCUCUAUUCAAUAAGUGACUUUGUGAAUGUUACAGUCAGAAACAGGACCAUAAACUACUCACAAUCACAUCUCACCUUUUGGUUUCAUUUAGCCACACGUUUCAGGUGUUCAUUUCACUCACUUAUUUUAACAUUAUGACACCGAAGCAGUGUAAAAAACUAGCAUUUUGCUUAAAAGGUGCAUUUUAGUUUGUAACUGAUCAUUUAAUUUAUUAAACGCCUGAAUUUGGUUAUACAGUGAAAUAAUCCGCACUAUCACAGUAGUACUGUCUGUGAUACUACGUUUUAGAUUGUGUAUCUAGUUUUCUCUAAACUCUUCACUCACAGCUACAGUAUGCAGCUAGGACACUGAGCUCCAUGGACGCAGAUAGAUAUAGUGUGUCAGUCAGAAACAUGUCAAGGCCAUGCUGUCAGUCGAUGGGUUUUCUCUGGUUACCCUUCUACUACAGGAUGUUCUAUGGGUACAUAGUGGUCAACAAAUGUUAUUUUCAGCAUACUAUGUAGACUCCAUAUAGUUUCAACUCUGAGCAUUUCAACUUUUUGUUUUUUACUGCUUACAAAUAUUUGUCAAUCUCGGAAGUUUAAACAGACGUUUAUCUCCAAUGUUUUUUGGGACCUAAAGGGAAUUUAGUAGAAUCAACUGUAAAUCUUGGUGACUCAUUUUUUUUGUUCCACCCUCACUUGUUGAAUAAGACGAGCUCAAACAAAGGUCAUUCAUUCAAGGUUUCCUAUGAAGACAGAAAAUAGAUAUUGAAGACAUUGAGGUAUCUAGUACAUUUACUCUAAACAAAGUCCAACUGAGUUUAAGUAUAAGUUAUGUGAAUAUUGAGAUACAUUUUCUAUCAUACUGUUAUGAUAAUUUUAAAUGACUAAAACGAUUGCAUUUUAGAGGCCGGCUAGGUCUUUUAUACAUGAAGUAUUUAUUGAAUAACGUUGUGUGCCAGAGAGCAAAAAAUGGGAGUAUUAUCACAUUUCUGUGAUUAGGGACACGGUAAGACUGCGUUGAAUCAAAUGUUUGACUGGUGCCCAGUGUGAGUAUUCUCUGAUGUGUCAACUGGGGCAGUCAUUACAAAAUGAAUUUAUUUCAUUUCCUGGUAUACACUAAAUAGUCACUAUUAUUACACUCCUUAGCAAUAAGAAAUCACAUAAAAGACUAUGUACACUUACUAACAUUUAAUCCAAUAACAGCUAAGUAUUUGUAACUAGUCAAUAUUUGUAUGUGCAUUGAAACAAAACAAAAAUUGUUUGAGACUAACACUGAAGUGCCAACUUUUAUUUCUCUCUUUCUGGUUUUUAACAUGUAUGGUUUUAAAUCACACGAUCUCAGGAUGUUGAAGGCAUUUCAUAUUUUUCAAAGUAUCAUCGUAAGUGCUGUGACGUCAUAUUAAACCGACCUGGGAGGAGCUAUCUAUCAAUGGAAGUUGCUGAUUGGACCUCACACUGUGGGCAGAGUCCUAAUUUGAGAUUAUUGCACAUCAUUUAUUAUUGUUGCCGUUAAUAGAUGAUUUACCAAUAUACAUUAUUUGGGUUAUGGGCAGCCAUCUAAUGUCAGGAUUUCAGUCUAAUUGAAUUCUAACUGAAUAACAAUAGUGGUUAUCUGCUUAUUUUAAGCAUCUUUAGGUUGUUCAAUAAAAUGCAGCUCUUUAUGUAGUUCUCACUCUGCCGUUUGCCCCUCUGCCAGUGCCAAACAAAAACAGUGUCUUCAGAAAGUAAUCAUAACCCUUGACGUAUUCCACAUUU